AUGUUUUAUUUGAGUUUACUCUUUCUGAUGAGCUUAUGUUCUGAAGAUUUAAAGAUUUUAGAAACUAAGGAAUCUUCAGAAACCUUUACAAUUCACUAAGGAGAACCAAAUAUCAUUUACUGGAUGCCAGAAGCUGAUAAUGCCAUAUUAAUGCCAUUGUAAGACAAGAGCUUUUGUUAAGUGAAACAAUAAACAGUUUAAACUGAAACUUAGCAAUUUACAAUUAUAUAAUCAGAUGAUUUUAAAGAUUAUGAAUUUGAGAUUGAUACUCCAUUAAAUUUUCGAGAAUUUAUUGGGAUGGUCCACAUUAAUGAUGGAAUGUUGGCAAUAACUUCAGAUGCAAUAGCAUAUUUAAUAAAAUUCAACUAUGAUAAUGUUAUAUCAAGUUAAGGAUUUACAAGUUAUGGAAAUUCUAAGGAUUUUGCAGGUGUAAUUUGGAAGGCCAAUCUUCAACCAGUACUAACAUCGAUAGAGUCAAGAGAUGAGUUACCACAAUUGGUCUAUUCAAAAAAAAAUAAUUUAGCCUUUGUAUUAUAUUCGGAUAGUGCAUAAUUCUUUAGUGUGUCAGAAAUGGAGAAAAAUGAGAAAACUAUGCAUGUUAAUUAGAUUUCUAAUUGGAUUCAAAGAGAGGAGAGAGGACUGACCAAAGAAAUAGAUGGUUAUGUAUUUUCGGCUGUUGGCAAAGCAGGAAUGGAUAUCUAUGAAAUAAAGGAGAGCGACGUAACUUUUAGGUAUACAGUAACAUAAAAAGAUUUGAAAUUGUAGAGGGCUCAGUUAGAAUUAAAGGAUUUUGCAGUUUUCAAAGUAAAAGAUGGAUAAUAUUAACUAUAUUUGCUUGACGCUAAAAAAGGUUUAAUUUUAGCUUAUAUGUAUAUCAAUUCAUCGGAAUUUAAAUUUGAACUAGUAAUGAGUUUAGAAGAGUAAAGAGGUGGAAUAGCUGUGGAUACAAAGAAUGGUCAGAAUAUAUUUGCAGCUUUUGAAUAGAAUGGAAUCUACUUUUAUAUUGAAUACCUUGUAAAUUUUAGUUAGAAAAUAUUUUCAAUUAUUACAAAAUAAGUGAGCAAUUAUAGAAUAGUUGAUGUUGAUGCUACAGAUGAAUUUGCUAUUAUAAGCGGUGUUAAUCAUCAUUAGAUUGUGUUUAAUAAUGGUUAUGACUUUUUAGCCCCAAAUAAAGAAAAGAUAUUAUUUACCUAAAUAGGGAUGAGAGAUUUUCAAUUUUUUUAGUACACUUACGAAGAAGAUCAAUUAAAGGAGGCUGUUAGAGAUGAAUAUUAAUAUGAUGACUUCUUUUUUGGAGUAACUGCAACUAAUGCUUUUUUGACCAAAUUUAGAUUUGUUCCUGCAAGAGUAGUUUGUUUUGCAGAUCAAAAUGUGGAGGAAUGGUCGAAAUAAUAUUAUACUUUAUAAUUCAAUAAAUCACAAGUCGUAAAUAAUAGUAUUUCCGCAAAUUAAUUGAUUCGAACAACAAAAAAUUUCGCAGUGUAAGUCGUAACAACUUAUUUAUUUGCUUAAUAAUGGAAACUAAUUAGAAUCUUGCUCAUAACAUUAGGGGGAAUCAUAUUAAUUUCUGUUGGAAUAGUUUUAUUCUAAUUUAGAAAGUAUAGAAUUCAAGAGGCAUAAUUAGAUACUGAACUUAGUUAACACCAAUAAAAAUCUGUUGAUGAAAGUGGAACAAAACUUAAUGACUCCUCAGUCAUUAUCAAGGUUCAAAAAGUGGAGUGA
Paramecium tetraurelia is the source of this 1722-nucleotide messenger RNA. RefSeq lists its product as uncharacterized. The record is from RefSeq and is a predicted model, not a curated record. Lineage: Eukaryota; Ciliophora; Oligohymenophorea; Peniculida; Parameciidae. The transcript is spliced from 4 exons.